AUGGAAUCCAUUGGAGUACUUAUGACCUGUCCAAUGCUCAGUUACCUUGAACAAGAACUCGAUAGGCGCUUCAAACUUUUCAAACUCUGGAACUACCCCUCAUUCUCUGUUUUCGCACAAUCAAGCUCAACUUCAAUUCGUGCAGUGGUGGGAGAUACUAAAAUCGGUGCGGACGCCCAGAUGAUCGAUUCGCUACCCAAUUUGGAGAUUGUCUCUACGUACAGUGUCGGUUUGGACAAGAUUGACUUGACAAAAUGCAAAGAAAGAGGGAUUAGGGUCACCAACACGCCCGAUGUGUUGACGGACGACGUUGCGGAUCUUGCUAUUGGGUUGGCUUUGGCAGUGUUAAGGCGGAUUUCUGAGGGUGAUCGGUUUGUGAAGAAUGGCUUGUGGAAGAAAGCUGGUUUCGAACUUGGUGCAAAGUUCAGCGGUAAAGCAGUGGGAAUUCUUGGUUUGGGAAGGAUUGGUUCAGCAAUAGCAAAGAGAGCUAUAGCAUUUGGGUGUCCAGUUAGUUACCAUUCAAGAAGUGAAAAACCAGACACAGGGUAUAAGUACUACUCCAAUAUCUUAGACUUGGCAGCCAAUUCUGAAAUCCUUGUUGUUGCUUGUGCUCUUACCAACGAGACCUAUCACAUUGUUAAUCGUGAAGUUAUCGAUGCAUUGGGACCAAAAGGCAUACUCGUCAAUAUUGGGCGAGGGAAACACGUCGAUGAACCUGAGCUUGUGCGUGCACUAACUGAAGGAAGACUAGCUGGGGCUGGGCUUGAUGUGUUUGAAGAUGAACCAGAGGUGCCUGAACAGUUAUUUGGCCUUGAAAAUGCUGUGCUCUUGCCUCAUGUUGGGACUGACACGAUCCAAACCUGCAAGGCAAUGGCGGAACUUGUGAUUCAAAACUUAGAGGCACAUUUCCUCAACAAGCCACUUCUGAAUCCAGUAAUUUGAUUGAGGUCUAUGACUUUAGUUUCUAAAAUUUUUAAAAUGUUUCCCUUUCCAACAUUUCAUCACACUGAAAAUAGGUUCAAACUAGUAUUUCUGGAAAUUGGCAUGUAUCAUUCUUAGAAAUUCAAGAACUUUGAUAGAACAUGGAUGUAGACGAAAGUUAUGUAAAGUUUCCUGAGUGAGAGGUAUUAGGUUCACUAGCGUUAAUACGAUGACUUGAUAUUUUUCA
This is a messenger RNA of Neltuma alba, 1168 nucleotides long. Its product is annotated as hydroxyphenylpyruvate reductase-like. Gene Ontology annotation, molecular function: NAD binding; glyoxylate reductase (NADPH) activity; hydroxypyruvate reductase [NAD(P)H] activity. Gene Ontology annotation, cellular component: cytosol. Lineage: Eukaryota; Viridiplantae; Streptophyta; Magnoliopsida; Fabales; Fabaceae. The record is from RefSeq and is a predicted model, not a curated record. The transcript is spliced from 2 exons. The coding region runs from base 1 to 942 and encodes 313 amino acids.